Messenger RNA from Bipolaris oryzae ATCC 44560, 1542 nucleotides. RefSeq names its product glycoside hydrolase family 47 protein. The transcript has 2 exons. Gene Ontology annotation, molecular function: calcium ion binding; mannosyl-oligosaccharide 1,2-alpha-mannosidase activity. Lineage: Eukaryota; Fungi; Ascomycota; Dothideomycetes; Pleosporales; Pleosporaceae. Gene Ontology annotation, biological process: N-glycan processing; carbohydrate metabolic process. Bases 1 to 1542 code for a protein of 513 amino acids. Gene Ontology annotation, cellular component: endoplasmic reticulum; Golgi membrane. The record is from RefSeq and is a predicted model, not a curated record.
AUGAUCCGACUCGGGGUUUUCGCUCUCACGGCUGCUGUAGCAUCGUCUCUGCCAUCGAAUGCACCGGUAGAUCUACCGGCGAGGCAGUAUAAGGCGCCUCCCGAACUAUCGUCGCCAGAAGAAAGAGCACAGGCUGUAGUGAACACAUUCAGAGUGAGCUGGGAUGGGUACUAUACAUAUGCGUUUCCGAAGGAUGAGUUGAAGCCCGUGACGAACAAUGGUAGUAACUCCCGAAACGGGUGGGGAGCCUCCGCCGUAGACGCCCUCAGCACAGCACUCAUUAUGGGCGAGAAAGAAACAGUAAACCAGAUUCUAGACCACAUUCCAACCAUCAACUGGGCUGUUACAGACUCCUCAGUCUCAUUGUUCGAAACCACAAUCCGGUAUCUAGGCGGCAUGCUCUCAGGAUACGAUCUCCUACGUGGACCUCUGGCGCAUCUCGCAGACAACCCAGCGAACGUCGAAGCUCUCUUGACUCAAUCAAUCAACCUAGCAAACAACCUUUCCUACGCAUUCGAGACACCUUCGGGCGUACCAUGGAACAAUCUCGACCUCAGCGCCCGCGGCAACGACGGUAACCCCAACGGCCUCGCAACAAUCGGAACCCUCAUCCUCGAAUGGACACGUCUAGCCGACCUAUCCGGAAACCAAACCUACGCAGACAUCGUCUCAAAAGCAGAGUCGUACCUGCUCUCCCCUUCCCCAGCAUCUGGUGAGCCAUUCCCGGGUCUCGUCGGAUCCACCAUCAGCGUGCAAACGGGCGAAUUCACCAACGGUGACGGCGGGUGGGUCAGCGGAUCAGAUUCCUUUUACGAAUACCUCAUCAAGAUGUACAUAUACGACCCCAAGUUCUCGCAGCUCAAGGACCGCUGGGUCACCGCUGUAGACAGCAGCAUCAAGUAUCUAGUCGCACACCCUUCACCACGGCCCGACAUUACUUUUCUCGCUGCCUACAACGGCGCACAGCUCAAAUUCGACAACCAGCACCUGGGCUGUUUUGAUGGUGGAAAUUUCAUACUAGGGGGCCAGGUACUGGGACGACAGGAUUACAUUGAUUUUGGACUCGAGCUCGUGAAUGGGUGCCAUGAGACGUAUAUUAACACUGCGACGCGGAUUGGGCCCGAGGUCUUUUCUUGGAAUACCACGAACAUACCGGCGAACCAAACGGAGCUGUUCGAAUCGGCGGGGUUCUGGAUUAAGGAUGCGAAUUACGUGUUAAGGCCUGAGGUCAUCGAGUCGUACUACUAUGCCUUCCGUGCUACGUCGGAUCCAAAGUACCAGGAGUGGGCGUGGGAUGCAUUUGUUGCGAUUAAUCAGACGACGAGGGUGGGCAGCGGGUACAGCUCGAUUAAUAAUGUUAAUGUGGUUGGGGGAGGCGGGUUCAGCGAUUUCCAGGAGAGCUUCUGGUUUGCGGAGGUGCUCAAGUAUUCGUAUCUGAUUCAUGCGGAGGAGGCCGAGUGGCAGGUUUCCAAGGAUGGGAAGAAUGCGUGGGUUUACAAUACUGAGGCGCAUCCAGUCAAGGUUCACGGGGGAAGCAAGUGA